Messenger RNA from Dunckerocampus dactyliophorus (ringed pipefish), 5136 nucleotides. Its product is annotated as zinc finger and SCAN domain-containing protein 2-like. Lineage: Eukaryota; Metazoa; Chordata; Actinopteri; Syngnathiformes; Syngnathidae. The transcript is spliced from 5 exons. Gene Ontology annotation, biological process: regulation of transcription by RNA polymerase II. Gene Ontology annotation, molecular function: DNA-binding transcription factor activity, RNA polymerase II-specific; RNA polymerase II cis-regulatory region sequence-specific DNA binding. The record is from RefSeq and is a predicted model, not a curated record. The coding region runs from base 48 to 3056 and encodes 1002 amino acids.
GCAACCCUUGGAGCGGACGAGAGGCGAAAUCGGUACAAAAAAGCACAAUGUUGAAAGCGUUGAUAAGGGAGCGGCUAAUGGCGUUGGCUGAUGAAAUAUUGGCGCUGUUCGAAAGAACGAUGUUGUCCUACGAGGAGCAACUUUCUCGAACGAGAGAGGAGACGCACCGACUUCGACAACAACUGGAAGCUGUUAGCAAGAACGGAAAAGUGCUACACCUUGAAGACCGCCUGCAGCUGAUUGGUCGUCAAGAAGAACUUCAGGUGUGGCGCUCCACUCUGAAGCAGGAGGAUCCCCAGCCCCCCCGCGUUAAAGAGGAAGAGGAGGAACUCUGGACCAUUCGGGAGGCUGCUCUAACCAAGUUGCCCCUGACUGUGGUUUCUGUGAAGAUGGAAGACCACGAAGAGGAACCACAAGCUCCGCCGUCAGGUAGUGAGCCCGCAACGUCAUAUUUUCCUGAGGAUGAAGACGGGGACCACACCCCAGAAUCUGUGAGCAGCCAUGCAGACUGUGAAGGCGACACGAGGACUCAUGCUGACAGCAAACACUGUAAAAAGAAGUGUUGGCCCUGCUCGGUUUGUGCCAAAAGCUUUUCCUUUCAGUGCCAUUUGACUCAACACAUGGUGACGCACACGGGGGAAAAAGUUCACAGCUGCUCAGUUUGUGGCGAUAAAUUUGCUCAGAGGCCCACGUUGAUGAGACACAUGAGGACCCACACGGGAGAAAAAGCGUGUACGUGCUCGGCGUGCGGGAAAAUAUUCACCCAAAAGCGUUACUUGACGGAGCACAUGCGGACACACACGGGAGAGAAACCCUUCACCUGCUCGGUUUGCGGUAAAAGCUAUUCUUAUAAGAGUUUGUUGAGUCAACACAUGCGAACACACACGGGGGAAAAGCCUUACAGUUGCUCAGAUUGUGGUGAAAAGUUUGCUCAGCGGCACACGUUGACAAGACACACGAGAACGCACACGGGGGAAAAACCUUUCAGUUGCUCAGUAUGCGGGAAAAGCUUCUCUGAAAAGUCACACCGGCUGUCACACAUGAGAACGCACACAGGAGAAAAACCUUUUAGUUGCUCUGUUUGUGGGAACAGAUUCACGCAUAAGUCCACAAUGGUGUAUCACAUGGCAACACAUACGGGAGAGAAAGCCUUUGAGUGCUGCGUUUGUGGCAAGAAGUUUUCUCUGAAGAGCGAUUUGAUUCGACACGCGAGAUCGCACACAGGAGAGAAACCUUUUAUGUGCUCACUUUGCGGCAAGAGGACUUCUCUCAAGAGCGAUUUGAUUCGACACAUGAGAUCACACACAGGAGAAAAACCCUUUAGGUGCUCGGUUUGUGGCAAAAGUUAUUCUUAUAAGAGAACUCUGACAUCACACAUGCGGACGCACAACACAACGCGGCGAAGUGUAAUCGAGUUAAAAACAUCGAAAAUGCUGAAGGAGUUGGUGAAGGAGCGACUCAUGGCGGCGGCUGAUGAAAUAUCGGUGAUGUUUGAAAGAUCGAUGGCGUCCUACGAGGUGGAACUCUCCGGAACGAGAGAGGAGAAGGAGCGACAACUGGAAGCUGUUAGCAAGACUCACACUGCGUCACACAUUGACGACGUCCAGCAGCUGAUUGGUGGUCAGGAAGACCGUCGCCCUCAGCUGGAGGGGCGGAGUUCCACUUUGGAGCAGGAGGAUCCUCAGACCCCCCCUGUCAAAGAGGAAGAGGAGGAACACUGGAUCACUCAGCAGGGGGAGUUUCUUCCAGCUGAUCUCACUGAAGAGCAUGAAGACAAACCCCCCGAGUCCUCACAGCUUCAUCACAGUCCGGGUGAGGGGAACAAAGGGGCGGAGCCUACGAGCAGCACCGUUGGAGACCGCUGUGGAGGAUCACAGCUAAAAACACUGAAAAUGCUGAAAGAGUUGGUGAAGGAACGACUCAUGGCGGCAGCUGAUGAAAUAUCGGUGAUGUUUGAAAGAACGAUAGCGUCCUACGAGGAGGAACUUUCCCGAACGAGAGAGGAGAAGGAGCAACUUCGCUUUGCGUUACACAGUGAUGACGUCCAGCAGUUGAUUGGUCAUCAAAAAAAUUCUCCCACUCAGCCGCAGGUUGGGAGCCCCACCUCAAAGCAGGAGGAGCCACAGUCCCCCCACGUCAAAGAGGAAGAGGAGGAAAUCUGGAUCAGUCAGGAGGGAGAGGAGGCUGAUCUCACCACGUUGCCACUGACGGUCGUCUCUGUGAAGAUUGAAGAGCAUGAAGGCAUACCACCCGAGUCCUCACAGCUUCAUCACAGUCCGAGCGAGGAGAACAGAGGGGCGGAGCCUCCGAGCAGCAGCGGCAGCUCACCACAACACAUGACGACAGAAGCUGAUGAAGACCACCGUGGAGGAUCACAAGCAGACAAGCUCUUAGCUCCGCUAUCAGACAGUGAUGACACGACGUCACGCGUCAGCAUGAAUAUGGAGUCGCACAUGCGAGCACACGCAGGAGAAAAGCCGUUUAGUUGCUCCGUUUGCGAUAAAAGAUUCUCUGUCAAAAGAAACAUGCUCUCGCACGUGAGAAGGCAUACAGAAGAAAAACUCUUCAGUUGCUCAGACUGCGGUAAAAAGUUUUUCCAGAAGGUACACAUGCUACUGCACAUGAGAACGCACACGGGAGAAAAACCUUUUAGUUGCUCAGACUGCGGGAAAAGCUUCACCCAAAAGGUCAAUAUGCUCUCACACAUGAGAACGCACACGGAGGAAAAACUCUUCAGUUGCUCAGACUGCGGGAAAAAAUUCUUCCAGAAGGUCCACAUGUUGUCGCACAUGAGGACGCACACGGGGGAGAAGCCGUUCAGCUGCUCGGACUGUGGGAAAAGCUUCACCCAAAAGGUCAAUAUGCUCUCGCACAUGAGAACGCACACGGGAGAAAAACCCUUCAGUUGCUCAGACUGCGGGAAAGCCUUCUCUCAUCAGGCCCACAUGAGAGCGCACAGGACAACGCACACGGGAGAAAAACCUUUCAGAUGCUCCACAUGCGGAGAUGAAUUUUCUCGGAAGUCGUCUUUAAACAGACACAUGCAGAGCCACUGAUUGGAAAGGAAGUUCCCUGGUGGGGUCUCGUCUGAUCAUGUAUUCGACUGUGGACAUUGAAUGCAGCACCUGAUGUGUGUUUGCAUGUCAGUCUAUCUGUCCAUCUAUCUAUCCAUCUACCCGUCUAUCUGGAUGCUUAUUUCUUCAUGUACUUUGUUUGCCUUGGCUGAUUUUCUGCAAUAAAUGUUUGCUAACUUUAGGAAAUACACUGUGAUCGAAAGAUUAUUUGAAAGUACAUUUAGGGUGCCUUGUUAGGAACUUCACAAGAAACGUCUGUAGCAAAAGGCAUUGGCAUUUUAGGUGAAACAAAGCACACACUUACAAGAGCACUUUACAAAAGUUACACACUCUUUAAAGGAUGUUGAUCGCAUAGGCAGAUUGCUUGGUAACCUUCUCAAACCCACCAUAGCGCGCACAUGAAGAAAGCGCUCACACAGGCCCUUGAUUGAUACAAGCUGGGGCCGGUUCGAUGCAGACUAUUGGCCACACACCACCGGUCCACAUAGGGAAAGGGUACCGCCACUGUGUGGGCGGGACUUGAGAAUAGCAUACCAGAAUAGGUGCUUCCUAGUUCGAGGCUUCUUCUUUCGCUCGUGUUUAAACCCGAGUUAGCUAGGUGGUGCGAGACCCUUACUCCCUAUGAAGCAGGUGUACCUCCCUACCUGACUACCCCGUUCUCCCCCACUGGAGGGAUGAGUCCUCCAAGUCAGGGGUAGGGGAACUCACCCAAGUAUUCACAGCCUUAGUUAUGCAGAGGCGGCCCCGCUGCAUCCGGACCACACACAGCCAGAGUAACCGCUUUGAUUAUACGUGACACCGGAGCCUCUGCUUUAGGACUGCUCCACCUCUGGUGCUUUGUUGCUAUUGGAAAGGACCUGGGAUCAUUGAACAACUAUUAGAUGAUGGAUGGACUGAAGUCCAGCACUGAGCUUUUGUGGCAUCUUCCAGACAAUUACUGCACUAAAGAUUGAAAAGGGUGUCCCGUACUGAUCUCUUCUUGGGAUAAACAAACUCCAAUGUUUCACAAAUGAUCAAAUUAAUGUAUCUGGUGAAAUAUAAAACCGCACAGGUGACAUUUAUAGCAAGACAUCAUUUACUGACACAAAACACCCAAAAAAUGUUCAAAGACGGAUGUAAAAUAUCAUUUGAGGGCUUAAAACCAGCCUUGUGUGGAAAGUACGUGAUAUUGUACGCUUGUCUUCUCCUGGACAGUUUCAAUAUAGAAGUAAGCCAUCUCCUCAGGGACAAAAAAACCCUGGUCCAGACAUGAUAUGCGGUGGAGUACUUACAAAGGUUAAAGGCAUGAAAGAUUAAAAGGCGACUAUAGGGGUGUUAUUUCAUGUCUAGAGGGCUCUCAUCGUGUUAAAAAGCAUAUUUGAAAAGUGGUAAACAGGCUUUCUGUGUCUUAUUUUCUCUUAUUAUGUCUACUAUAUCGGGUAAUAAGAGUGUAAAGGUGACUAUAGGGGUGUUAUUUUUUUCUCCCUUCAUAAUAAAGUGUUGAGUUGUGUUGUCCUUGACUAAUAUUUCAGUUUGUUUGAUGAUGUGAAACAUUGAAGUGUGGCAAAUUUGCAAAAAAGACGGCAUCAGGGUUGGGGGAAACACCGCCACGUAAUCAAGGAUAUUAUUGGCCACAUGCUGACAGAGAGAGCACUCAUACGGUAGGCGGGGUUUACACACUGAGCCGAGAAGCCACGCCCACGGCGUCCUCACCUGAGCCUUCUUCCGUGUAUUUGAUCUGCAAAUUCAGCCAUUUUGACCCAAGAGAGCGUUAAAAACGAUUGUUAUCUUCCAGAAAAGUGCAUUUUAAAUAUCAGAAACAAUAUUUGCCAGAAUCACAAGAGUAAAAUAAAGUUGGCAAAACGCAGAGAAGCAGCCUUUUUGGGGGGGGAUUGCUAACCAGCUAUGGAAAAUGUGAAAUGGAGCCAGCGAGGCUUGCCAGCUAGCUGCUAACUAGCUAGCUAGCAGCCCGGAAGUAGUGCGUGAACUCCGGCUAUAAAUUGGUCACGGAGCUCCAACAGUACAGUGACGUGAUGAAGGAAUGUAUUCGGGCACUCUGAUCGGGUGCACAAAGGCAAGCCGA